Trichomonas vaginalis G3 is the source of this 333-nucleotide messenger RNA. RefSeq lists its product as uncharacterized. Lineage: Eukaryota; Parabasalia; Trichomonadida; Trichomonadidae. The record is from RefSeq and is a predicted model, not a curated record. The transcript has a single exon. Bases 1 to 333 code for a protein of 110 amino acids.
AUGAUUUUGUUCUCAUUUUUUGUUUCCGAGACCAUCUGUGCAGCAGUUACACCUUACAGAUUCUCUCCAACACCUGCUUACCCGAACGAAGUUGCAAGGACACACACUUGGCCAACAAAAUUACCAGAAUGGCCAGCAACAAAGCAACUUCCUUCUCCAAAUGAAGAUUCAAGCUCCAAAAACAAAAUAAUAACAAUCAGUGUCUCGGUUGCAGCUUCUGUACUUCUUAUUAUUGUAGCAUCUGUGCUUGUAAUUUACAUCGUGUUAAAGAAGAAAAAUAAAGAUGUUGAAUCAAAAUCAGGAAGAGAAGUCACAGAAACUAUAUUGGUGUAA